AAAAUAAUACUAAGAGCAAAUUAUUUACAUUUAUAUUUUAUAUGUAUAUCUUUAUAUAUUCUAUCACUCUAUAGUUAUCAUUAUUAUAGCUAUUAAUUUAUUAUGAAUAAAAUUCAAAAUCAGUACAAUCACACAACAUUUUUGACUUAAUUUCUGGUAAUGUGUUUAAAGCAAAUAUAUAUAAAAGCAAUAAAUAUAUCGGUUUUAUCCAUUGUUGUAUUCUAUAAAACACUUUUAAUUCUUCUUAUCAUUUGAUUUUACUUUUUAAGAACUAUAAUAUUUUACAAUCUUUUGAAUCUAAAGCAAUUAAUUUACUUUUUAUAUAAUCAAUUCUUUUUAUCUUUAAGUGAUUACUGAAUAUGAAUUUUAUGGUAGGCACAGCAUAUCAUAUUUCACAGCUAGGUGACUUCUCAGAUAUCGGGUGCUUCCUACUUCUCUAUUUGCAUUGAUUUAUGUUUCUCAUAUGUUUUGUAUAAUAUAAUAAUAGAAAAUAAAAACGAUGGAUAGCACGUAAUUUAUACUAAAUAUCAAUAAAAGUCCUAGUACUUAUAGCUAGCACUGUAUGUUUACUUUAGCCGUGCUCCGUGUCAUGUACACAUUUCUCCUCUGCUACUCAUCGAUACAAGCCAGUGUCGCAUAUUUCCCAUCCCGGAGACAAAAUUAGCGAGCCAUUAACUACUGGAGACCCUUAUUCUCAGUAUCCAUUUUUUGGCUGUAUUAUGCCUAUAAGUAUUGGUGAUCCCUCUAUUCAUCUUUGAUUAAGAACCUUACCCCCACCACAGGAAUCGCCAAACGUGUGUAUACGACCGUGCUACCACUGUUUUUCGAUUGUUCUACUUGUCAAUUGUCAGUUUAAGUUUGUUACGACUGGUGAUGUGCUUAUGUAUAACAGAAACUGAACAAUUUAUUGAGACUAUCAGAAAAUAUCGAUGUGUAUAGGAUAAAGAAGCAACAGUGUACAAAGACAAUGAAUUAAAAGGAAAGGCCUGGGAACAAAUUGCAGCAAAACAUGGAUUGCAGAAUGGUUUGUAUAUUCAACCCUUUUGUAACACGGUGCAAAAAUUCUGAAAAUCCUCCUACAACGUGAUAUUGUUGUAACAUUGUUUCUAUAUAGCAAGAUUUAAUAAAUUUGAACAACCCUCUAAGUUGUACUAACCAACCGUGUUAUAAGAAGCUUGAUGACUGUAUUUUACAAUUUAUACAGUAAUUAUACCAUAAUCUAAAACUGUACAUACUUAGUCUUAAUACUAUAUAUUUUUCUUAACUUAUGUUAACACAACAAUUUUGUUUUUCAUAAAAAUCCUUUUUAAUACAUCUACAUAGCCUGCUUGCUUUUUCUAAACUUCUUUAGUUUAGCAGACCAUAUUAAUUAUUAUAAUACAUAUUAUAUUUCAUGUAACCUUAAACUUAUAUGAUUAGUCUGCCAAGAUAUGGCACCAGAAAGUAAAUUAAAGAACUGCAUAAAUAUAUUUCUUAUUUGAAAAGCAUCUGCAGUACCAUUUUUACCUAUCCUACCAGAUUGGAUUAGCUGACAAUGUAAUAUUAAGAGUUCUGAUUGUUUCACAUCAUAUUUAGGAAUAAGGGGUUUUUUGUCAUCGAAGAAUUAGGUAGGAUACAUGUGACCUUCACGAUCUUGACAACUGAUUCCACAUUAUAUUUAAAGGAAUAAUUAUAAUAUACUUAUAAAAUAUACUUAUAAAAUACUUGCAAAAAAAGGAAGAAUGUCAUGAAAGAGAAUUUUAUCCUACUCAUGUCAAUGUUAUCGCUAAUUGUUCUUCUAUCCCAACACAUAUCAUGUAGUUGGUGUAUUUUCUCUAGAUAUCAUCCUUAAUUAAUUCUUGAAUCAACUGAAACUGGUGUCUCAACAUCCUAAUAUAUAUCCUGGAUUCAUUGUCAAUAAACUCUCAAUAAAUCAAGAAAUCAAGGUCGAGGCGCGAAAGGUGGUUGAUGAAGGGCAGAAGGCUGGUAUCAAGAUAAAGGAAAUCACCAUGGAGUACAGAAAAGUGGAUGAGCCAUUAGAUUCGAUGGUGAACAAGAAUAAAGGAAAUAUAUUAAGGGAGAAGAAACUCUUGUAGAAAGUUUCCGAGUUGACAGCCGAUAUCUCUUGGAUGGUAUGGAGAGCAUUUACAGAGGUAACGAAAGGAUGCUAUCCGAUCUAAAGAACCGUUACAAGAUUUAGCAUUUUUGAUUUUACUGUUAAGACCCUUAAUUGCUAUCAAACAUAUUUCAAGUUGAAAUAUUCCUUAGGGUUAUUCUUCAUUAAGGUAAAACAUGAAAAAAGCAGGUUUUACCCAUGUUCUACAACCGCUGGUGGGGAGCGCACAUAAUAGAUCUAUAUUUCAUGUAUAAAUAAAACUAUUUUUGUAUGUUUUAUACUGCAUUAAUUUCGUCACACCAUUGUAGUAAUGAUGGUAAUAAUAAAAAAUGUAUAACUAUUGACAUUUGUUCAAAUUAUGUAUUUCUACUAAUCUUGGUGCGUCGGUCAUCGGUGACACUCAUGGUAUUGAACGUGUUAAGCUUUAAGUGCUAUACAUCGGAUUGUUACUACGUUACUAAACAACUGUCUUCGCUGUAGUAUAGUCGUCGUCGACUAUCGAGUAGCCAAUGACGCAAUACCGUUAUCGGCUUCAGUAUCUAAGGGUGUUCCAUCUACAAUUGCCUCACUUCUUUCUAAACUACGUUACGUUUCGAUUUCGGUGAAUGAAAAAUAUUGAGUUGCAAUAUACUGUAUAUAUGCAUAUAUACAUGUGACAUACACAUAUAACCGGUGAUCAAUCUGAUCGGACGAAUAAGAAUAUAAAUAGUUAAGGAUAUAAGUAAUUUGUAAAAGAAGACCGUAAAAACUUAAACCGAAAUUUAUUACUUUUUCUAAGAGUUAUUGAAAUUAUAUAAUACUUCAAAUUAUAUUGUAUAAUAUAUUAAAUUAUAAUAGUUUUAAAUAUAUAACAUUUCUUGUUUUAUAAAUUGUUUUUUGACUUUGUUGACAUAUGUACAUAAUAGCAUAGUGCCUGUGCAUAGAUGUUAUAGAUUUCUACAGAUUUUUAGAAGGCAUGUACAUCAAACUGGUUACUUCUUAAGUAUAUGUACAUCAGGAAUCAAAGACUACAUUUUUGCAGAUGCAUUUUUUUAUUGCUUAUUUCAAUGCACCUCCUCACACUUAAGCUGUUUGGCUUGUAGAAUUGACUUUAAAUAUUGUAGUAGUAUAUCGUGAAUACUGGAUAGACAAUACUCAACAUACGUUCAUUCUACUUAACCUUACAUUCAAUCGAGGUUAAGUUACAUUAUUAUAUUAUAUUAGCUAUAUUAUAUUAUAUUAGCUUUAUUUUAGCAUGACGUGUUUAUUAAAACAAUAUAAAUUCGAGUGUCGGGUUAGUUCAGUUUUGAAUAAGAAUAAUCGAUCUUAUGGGAAAAAUUACAUGUUCGAUAAUUGUCCUGAAACUUGUUGGAAUUCUGACGCGGGAACUCUUCAGUGGAUAAUUAUUGAAUUUGAACAAGAAUAUGAAAUAAGUUCAUUUGAAAUUGAAUUUCAAGGUGGAUUUGUUGGCAAAAAUUGCCAUUUAGAAGUUGGUAAUAAAGAAACUAAAUUUCAUGAAUCGUUUUAUCCAGAAGACAAAAAUACAAUACAAAUUUUCAUUUUAAAAAAUCCAAUAAAAGCAAAAACUUUUAAAUUUGUAUUUAAUGAAAGUACAGAUUUCUUCGGUAGGAUUAUUAUAUACAAAUUAUCUUUACACUCAUAAAAUAUUGUAGCAAACAUUAUUUUUUACAAAAAAUAAAUGUAAUUAAAUAUUACAUGUCUUUUUGACU
Messenger RNA from Bombus pyrosoma, 3804 nucleotides. Its product is annotated as nuclear receptor 2C2-associated protein. The coding region runs from base 3330 to 3737 and encodes 135 amino acids. The transcript has 4 exons. The record is from RefSeq and is a predicted model, not a curated record. Lineage: Eukaryota; Metazoa; Arthropoda; Insecta; Hymenoptera; Apidae.